Salvelinus namaycush (lake trout) is the source of this 4776-nucleotide messenger RNA. Its product is annotated as importin subunit alpha-4-like. The record is from RefSeq and is a predicted model, not a curated record. Gene Ontology annotation, biological process: NLS-bearing protein import into nucleus. Gene Ontology annotation, cellular component: nucleoplasm; nucleus; cytoplasm. The transcript has 17 exons. Gene Ontology annotation, molecular function: protein binding; nuclear import signal receptor activity. The coding region runs from base 51 to 1613 and encodes 520 amino acids. NCBI's taxonomy places the organism in Eukaryota, Metazoa, Chordata, Actinopteri, Salmoniformes, Salmonidae.
CUUUCACUGGAGAUCAAACGCCGGAGUACUCACGAACCAAGCAAACAGACAUGGCAGAAAACGCCGACUUGGAUAACCACCGUAUCAAGAGCUUCAAAAACAAGGGACGCGAUGUCGAGACUAUGAGAAGACAUCGAAAUGACGUGACAGUGGAACUGAGAAAGAACAAACGAGACAAGCAUCUACUGAAGAAGAGGAACGUCCCACAGGAGGACAGUCUUGAGGACUCCGACAUAGACUCUGACUUCAAAGGGCAAAACAUCACACUAGAAGUCAUGUUGCAGAACGCCACCAGUGAUAACGCUGUGCUCCAGCUCAGUGCCGUACAGGCUGCCAGAAAACUCCUCUCCAGUGACAGAAACCCUCCCAUUGAUGACUUGAUAAAGUCGGGCGUCCUGCCCAUCCUAGUCAAAUGUCUCGAGAGAGACGACAAUCCGUCUCUCCAGUUCGAGGCAGCCUGGGCCCUGACCAACAUAGCGUCUGGUACUUCACAACAGACCCAGGCUGUGGUCAAAUCCAAUGCUGUUCCCCUGUUCCUGCGACUGCUCCACUCUCCCCAUCAGAAUGUGUGUGAACAGGCUGUGUGGGCACUAGGCAACAUCAUAGGCGACGGGCCACAGUGCAGGGAUUACGUCAUAUCCCUGGGCGUGGUCAAGCCCCUGCUGUCCUUCAUUAACCCCUCCAUCCCCAUCUCCUUCCUCCGCAACGUCACCUGGGUCAUCGUCAACCUCUGUCGCAACAAGGAGCCACCUCCCCUCAUGCAGACUGUACAGGAGAUUCUUCCAGCUCUGUGUGUUCUUCUAUACCACACAGAUAUAAAUAUCCUGGUGGACACGGUGUGGGCUCUGUCCUAUCUGACUGAUGGUGGGAACGAGCAGAUUCAGAUGGUGAUAGACUCUGGCGUAGUCCCCUUCCUCGUUCCUCUGCUCAGCCACCAGGAGGUCAAAGUUCAGACUGCUACGCUGAGGGCAGUAGGCAACAUCGUGACAGGGACAGACGAGCAGACGCAGAUGGUUCUCAACUGUGACGUCCUCUCCCACUUCCCCAACCUGCUCACACACCCCAAAGAGAAGAUCAACAAGGAAGCAGUGUGGUUCCUGUCCAAUAUCACGGCUGGGAACCAGCAGCAGGUUCAGGCUGUGAUCGACGCAGGACUCAUCCCCUUGAUUAUCCACCAACUGGCCAAGGGGGACUUUGGGACUCAGAAGGAGGCAGCGUGGACCAUCAGCAACCUCACCAUCAGUGGCCGGAAAGACCAGGUGGAGUACUUGGUACAGCAGAAUGUAGUCCCUCCUUUCUGCAGCCUGCUUUCAGUGAAGGACUCCCAGGUGGUCCAGGUGCUCCUAGACGGCCUCAAGAACGUCCUCAUCAUGGCCGGGGACGAGGCUAGCACCGUCACUGAGAUCAUAGAGGAGUGUGGAGGUCUGGAGAAGAUUGAGAAUCUGCAGCAACAUGAGAAUGAAGAGAUCUACAAACUAGCCUUCGAGAUUAUUGACCAGUACUUCUCAGGCGACGAUAUUGAUGAGGAUCCCAGUUUGAUUCCUGAAGCCACCCAAGGAGGGACCUUCAACUUUGACUCCACCUCCAGCCUGCAGAAGGAGUUCAAGUUCUAGGAGCCGGUCCAUCCAGCUUCACUAGUACUGUCUAACCCACCCCAGACAUUCAUCCAUCUAUCUCUCCUCCUAUCUGGCAACCUAAUACAGAAGGAUUGAACCCACCUACUAGCAUCACUAUUACUCCAACAUGGCAACCCACCUUGCGAUUGAAGGAUUCACCCACCAACUCCACAAUACACCACCUCUGCACUGAAGGGUUACUUAAAACUACCACCUGCCACCACAACCUGGCAACCCAAUACAAACGGGUCCAGGUAAUUCAUCCAGCACCAGUACAAUCUGGCCACCCGUGUGGGGAGGAUCUCAGGCAAUCUUAGCAAAUGCUUUGAAAUGUCACGUGAAAAUCACAAAGGAAGAAAAAGCCUUUUGAGGCAAUAUUUUUGAAUUGCCAAAUGUCACAACUACACACAUGCACACACGCACAAAACACACAGUUGAAGACACUUGGGAAUAAUUACUGUGCAUAUUUGUAAAAGAAAACAAUAUCACAGACUGGGAAAGGAUACUGCUGUUUAUUUGCGGUUUAUUUUUGUGCUUCACCUCUGGAUUGUCCCCUGGUCGUGGACACGCUCGCUCGCUCGCUCUCCCUCUCCCUUGAUGUCCGAGUGCCCCCAAUUAAAGAUGUUGACCACAGAGCGAAACAAUGAACAGGCAUGGACCCUGUCCCCCUCCCCAAAGUCCUAGGACAGGAAGAGGCGGGAUUUAGGCAGGAAGAGGUUUUUAGGCAGACUGACUGACAAGACAUUUUGACUCACUUUAUUUUUAUUUUUUAUUUUUGCUUUUGACUUCUCUUGAAUCAUGAGUUAUGGAUUUUUAUUUAUAAAAAAAAUACAUGUAAUUAAAAAUAUAUAUAAUGCUGCAAAACUGGUUCAUAUAAGUAUAUAAUUGUUUUGCAAUUUUGCUCUAAUUCAGGGGAGAGCAAAAUAAAAAAGCUUCAUUUUUUUCAGGUCUGGCAACCUGAGGUUGGAGGAAAACCACAGAGAAUGGUAGAGGACUCUAGGGCCCAAAAGCUAAUUUUAACAUGGGCAACUCCAUUGAAGACUUUCACCAUUUUAAACCAAGAUGGUGGAUAAAUAAAAAUGGGUCACUCAGGCUGUUUACCAUUGGAAAAAAUUUAAUGGGGUGGCUCUCCCAUAGACACCAGUGCGUAGCAGCUGAGUCUGGUCUACUUAGUUCAUUGACUACCAUUGGAAAAAGAGAGAGUGGGAUGUCUCGCUUCUAGUCAACUGGGUGGGACUUCUUAUGGGUUAAGGAAGGCUCACAUAAUUCCAUCUAGGUCAUCAGCCAAUGAAUUAUACUCGUGAGUAAACAUUUCAUAACUGCAGGUGGCAGCCAACCUUGGCUUAAUACCUGUUCAAACAACACACUACAGGUGUCAGUAUGCACCCUUUUAGUUUGUUUACAAACUCAUAGAAGUAUUAGAAAAUGUACUACUUCAAAAUGGAGAUGGCCUCAAUGGCGCUGCCCAUUCUCUCACAGAUGCCAUAAUGGGACCGGUACAAUGAUGCAAUGUCCAUGAGGAAAACACUGUAGCCCUGUUUCCCAGAGGACAUGAAAUCCUGCUGCAGAAAUGAUGUCACUUCCUGUGUAGAGCAGGUAGUGAUGUCAUAGGUCUCGCAGACAUUCCUUGCAUUAACUAAUGGUUGUGUGCCACGUCAUCGACUGACAGAUUGCUGUAACACAUGAGUUGGUUAGCUGAUAUGUAAAAUACCUGUCCAGACUUUGUAAGAUCCAGAAUGCAUCAAACACCUUGUCAGAACUCCAACAGAAGAGUUGACUGUGAAAAUUAAAACAAACUUAUAUUUGGCAACAACAACAAAAAGUAUUACCCCAUUCUUAUAAAAAAUGUGUAUUUUAUGUUGAAAUAGAAAAUAUUGCAAGGUUUGUCUUUUUCUGGUCCAGGUAUAGAACAUGACUGAGGCCUCUAGUGGCUAAAUGUCAUAUUAGAAUGAGCAGAGCCAUUGAGGGCUUCCACAAUUUUAAUGUAGUCAACUGGGUGGAACUUCCAAAUUCAUUGGCUUAGCCCUCCUGGUGACCCUGUUGGAGUAAUGUCCAACUGGGUCAUCAGGAGGGAACAGCCAAUAUUGACUACUUUUUAAAAUGGAGAUAGCAGGGGUGGCGCCAUUGAGGCAAUCACAGAAAUGGCACAGAAACAAAGAGGAGUCCUCUAUCUCUCUAGGUCAAGUAUGUGGAGCCUCCAGGUUUACUAUUUUUACUUUUAGAUUUUCUUCUGUCUUAUGCACAUGUCUGAGUAUACAUUUUUUCUCUCUUCCUGCGGAAAGAAGACAGGACUAACAGAGGAUAGAACAUGACCUCUGACCUAUACAGAACUUUAUUUUAAUUUUUUUAAAUGAGGUCACAGUUCAUAAGCAUCCUGAAUAAUGUGUAUCUCUCUUAAACUCGUCUUUUGAGAAUAUAUAUAUUUCCAUAAAGCCUGUACAAAGCUGCUGCAGCUGAACAGUCAUUGUUGAAACGGACUCACUCUGCAGAACGAUAACAUUGGCUACUUAUUGUCAGAGAUGGACGGGGAGGUUGUUCCUAUGACGUUUUGGGUUUUUUGUUUUUGAUUUUCAUUCAUUUUUUUUUUAACAUUCAUAAUGUGUUGUGAUGACAUGCUGAUGAACCUGAGAACAGUUAUGUCUGUCUGUAGGGACAGACUGUGUCUUUGUACCGUCCAAGAGCCAGUCCCAGUUUGUUUCCAGGAUCUAGGAAGUGUGAGGGCUAACGCUAACCCAAACCCCUGGUCCCUUGUCUGAACUUAUGUUCCUCUGUUAUGGCCCGUUCAAACAGCGCACAGCAAAAGCCGGGAAGGAUUUGUAAGGAGUGGGUUUGGAAUAGGGGGGUGUUCAAAGCAGCCCAGGCUUGUUUGGGAACCAAUAGUUUAUUACUGAUGAACAAAACCCUAGAGGGUGUCGUGAACUGUCCCUAGACGGACCGAGCCACUUUAACGGAUUACAAUUUCUUUGUCUUGUAUCAGAAAACGAUACAAGCUUAUGUUUGUUGCAAGAUUCUUACUUGCCAGAGAAAAGUUGUUUUUAAAGAACUUAAUAAAAUGUCAAGUGUUUUUCAUUUAUACAUUUUAGAUUGAAUUCUUCUCUUUUAAGGUGGCUCGCUAAUGCUUUCAACUCUUGUGCACAUUAAAGACGUGAGUGGAAAUUCA